CGAACACCACCCGGACGAUUCGACACACACAACCGUCGCAAUGGCCAAAUCCAAGAACUCGUCCCAGCACAACCAGUCGAAGAAGAACCACAGGAACGGUAUCAAGAAGCCCAAGACGCACCGUUACCCUUCCCUCAAGGGCACCGACCCCAAGUUCAGGAGGAACCAUAGGCAUGCUCUUCACGGCACCAUGAAGGCGCUGAAGGAGGUCAAGGAGGGCAAGCGUGACUCGGCAUAAACGAAUGAUAACGAGCAAGCGGCGAGGGCGGAUUUCAGUUCCUUCACGAGACAUCGGGUCGGCGUCAAUGGCUUCGGACUUUCUAUGAUGGCUUUGAGCUCAUAGGUGGAUGCUGGUUCCACACAGGCACAUGAGAUGCGACAAUGAAAAAGUCAAAACGUCGGCUUUGGGUCACCACUGCGUUCCGCCCGAGUGAUGCACGACAACCUCA
Messenger RNA from Parastagonospora nodorum SN15, 449 nucleotides. RefSeq lists its product as hypothetical. The transcript has 4 exons. Lineage: Eukaryota; Fungi; Ascomycota; Dothideomycetes; Pleosporales; Phaeosphaeriaceae. Gene Ontology annotation, cellular component: cytosolic large ribosomal subunit; ribosome. The record is from RefSeq and is a predicted model, not a curated record. Gene Ontology annotation, molecular function: structural constituent of ribosome. Bases 41 to 238 code for a protein of 65 amino acids. Gene Ontology annotation, biological process: cytoplasmic translation.